Kogia breviceps (pygmy sperm whale) is the source of this 2315-nucleotide messenger RNA. The record is from RefSeq and is a predicted model, not a curated record. NCBI's taxonomy places the organism in Eukaryota, Metazoa, Chordata, Mammalia, Artiodactyla, Physeteridae.
GGCCUCGGCGCUCAGCUCUCGCGGCCCGGAGCUCUGGUCCCGCCGAGUGGGCGGCGAUGAGCGCCGAGGGACUCUUCCCCCCGGCUGCCCCCCGCGGGCGCCCCGGCCGCCUGCUAGUGCCCGCGAGGACUAAAACUGGGGCUGCCUUGUUGCUCGACGAAGGGUCUGGACGCGCCUGUGACAUCCGCCUGAGGCUAACGAAAGAGGUACUGACAAUUCAGACACAAGAUGUCAUCUGUGUUAGUGGCAGCGAUCCCGGUGCAAAUCACAGAACCGUUACGCUUCGCAGACAGCCCGUGGGCGGCUUGGGCCUGAGCAUAAAGGGCGGCGUGGAACACGGAGUGCCGGUCGUCAUAUCAAAGAUAUUCAAAGACCGCGCAGCCCACCAGACAGGGAUGUUAUUCGUAGGGGACGCCCUCCUCCAGGUUAAUGGCAUUAAUGUAGAAAAUGCAACCCACGAAGAAGUGGUGCAUCUUUUGAGAAAUGCUGGCGAUGAAGUGACCGUCACUGUCGAGUAUCUCAGGGAAGCGCCAUCAUUUCUGAAGCUCCCAUUAGGGUCCCCAGGACCGUCUAGCGAGCCCGGCAGCGGGACCUCCUCGCCCCUCUUUGACAGCGGUUUGCAUCUGAACGGAAACUCCAGCAACACAGCUCCGUCCUCGCCUUCUUCGCCCGUCGCUAAUGAACCAAAAUAUGAGAAGCGCUGGCUGGACGCCGUGUCACUCCCUCUUUCCAUGGCUCGGGUCUCACGGUGCAGAGCUGGAGCAGAAAAAGUAAGGUGCAGUGCGUUUGAGGUGCAGGCCCUGGAUGGGGCGAGCUCGGGAAUCCUUUGGUUUUACACCGCCCAGGAGAGCGCCGACUGGCUGCGGGCCGUGUCUGCCAACAUCAGCGACCUGACGCUGCAAAACAUGAAAAUGGCAAAUAAAUGCUGUUCUCCUUGUGACCAGGUGAGCACUUUAGACUGGGUCCGAGCAGAAAAAACCUAUAACCUCUGUGAGGUACUAUUUAAAGUUCACAAGUUCUGGCUUCCGGAUGAGUGCUGGGCCCAAGCCAGCCUCUGCCUGGGUCUCCAGGACCCCAACCGCGGGGACCACAGGCCCUUCUGCUUCAGCGUCCUCGUCGGCCACGGCAGGAGCCACGUGUUCAGCGUGGAGCUGGGGAGUGAGCUCGCAGCGUGGGAGCUGUCCUUCCAGAGGGCCACCUUCCUGGACGUGCAGAGGACGGGGUCCAAAACGUACAUGUGCAGUUGGCAAGGAGACACUCUGUGCUUCACUGUGGAUUUCGCUCUGGGAUUCACCUGCUUUGACAGCAAAACAAAGAAUGUGCUCUGGAGAUUUAAAUUCUCUCAGCUGAAAGGAUCUUCCGAUGAUGGGAAAGCUCGGGUGAAGCUGCUGUUUCAGAAUCUGGAGACCAAGCAGAUUGAGAAGAAGGAGGAACAGAGGCGGGCGUUCUUCACUCUGUGAUGAUCCGGAGGAUAAACUCCACUGGAAACGAUUCCUUGGCGUCGUGAGUCGCGCCGACGGUCAGACGUGGACGGCGGGGGCUGCGCGGGGGUACAUGACGCCGCUGCCGGCUUCAGCGAGUGACCAUGGCGGCGUCGGACUGGGGAGAGAUGGUGGAGGGAGACAAGGCCAGGUUCCUCCUGAAGAUGGAGUGAAGCGGGGCCUCGACAGAAUAGGGGACGCGCGAGUGCGGCCCCUUCCAAAUGUGGGUCUGAAACUGUCCUGAAUCUGUUCUCCCGGAAGCUGGAAUGGAACAGAGCUUUCCUUUCUUUGCGCUUCUUUUCCCUUCCUCCCUCCCUUUCUUCCCGUCUUCCUUCCUCCCGGGUCCCCUGCACGGUCGGUCAGUCAGGGGCCCCUCCUCCGCGAGGGCACAGGGAAGGUGCACCAGCCGCGUCCCGCCUGCACCCAGGUUAGAGCCCAGCAUCACCGGCCGCCUUGCCGUUUCUUGCCUGCUGGCCUUUGACUCCGCUUCUCAGCUUUCUUCCUGGACGUCGUGCUUCCCGUAGACAUUUGCUUGGAAAACGUCGGUCAAAGGUUUGCUGUGUCCCAGGGUCUCUGUGCAAAGGGUCGUCUUGGUUACGACACCUGCUGGGGACCCGCCCCUCCCUCUGAGCCUUCCUGGGCUGUCGGGCCUUCACCGCGGCCCAGUGGGUGGGGGGAUCUUUUAUCUCACCCGGUACGUUACAAGCCGCCGCUGUGCUCAGUCCUUCGUAAGCACGACUGCCUCAUCCCCACAGGCAGCCCGGGAGAGAAGCGCCGGCAUCACAAUAUAUGUUUAAUAUGGCACAAAACAGAUUGUUCAAGUCAGCGUAAAGU